AUGUCAAAAGCGCAAAAAAACGAGCUAGCGCCAUGGGUCGAGAAAUACCGGCCACAAAUUCUUGCCGACAUCGUGGGCAACGAAAAUAUUGUGGAGCGGCUGAAAGUGAUCGCCAAAGAGGGAAAUGUGCCGAAUAUCAUUUUAUCUGGACCGCCCGGAUGCGGAAAAACGACAUCGGUGUGGGCGCUGGCCAGAGAGCUGCUUGGCGACAAGGUCAAAGACGCUGUACUCGAAUUGAACGCUUCUGAUGAGAGAGGAAUCGAUGUGGUCCGAAAUCGAAUCAAAACGUUCGCCCAGACAAGAGUGACACUUCCAGAAGGACGCCACAAAAUCAUCAUCCUUGAUGAGGCGGAUUCGAUGACCGAGGGCGCUCAGCAGGCUCUUCGUCGCACCAUGGAGAUUUACUCGAAGACGACGAGAUUCGCGUUGGCGUGUAAUCAAUCGGAGAAGAUUAUUGAACCCAUCCAAUCCCGAUGCGCUCUUCUCCGCUAUACAAAGCUGACUGCGGCCGAGCUGAUGUCACGUGUCGUCGAAGUGGCCAAAGCAGAAGACGUCAACCAUGACGACGGUGGUCUCGAAGCGAUUCUGUUCACGGCUCAGGGCGAUAUGAGACAGGCGUUGAACAAUCUUCAGGCAACGGUGAACGCCUACGAACAGGUGAACAAGGAGAACGUGCUGAAAGUGUGCGAUGAGCCGCACCCGGACCUAAUGAUCAAAAUGUUGGCCUACUGUGUGGAUGGGAAGUUUUUCGAGGCGUCGAAAAUUGUUCACGAAUUCCAUCGGCUGGGAUUCUCGUCCGACGACAUUGUGUCCACUUUGUUUCGAGUUGUGAAGACGGUGGAGCUGUCGAAACGAGUCAACGAGCAGUUGAGACAGGAGUUCAUUCGGGAAAUCGCCAUGUGCCAUAUGAGAAUCAUCCAAGGACUCUCCUCAAAACUCCAACUCUCCCGCCUCGUCGCCGAUUUGUGUCGUGUUUCGGCCAGUGUCUAA
This is a messenger RNA of Caenorhabditis briggsae, 990 nucleotides long. It is a transcript of the gene Cbr-rfc-2, whose product is annotated as Protein CBR-RFC-2. The transcript is spliced from 7 exons. NCBI's taxonomy places the organism in Eukaryota, Metazoa, Nematoda, Chromadorea, Rhabditida, Rhabditidae. Gene Ontology annotation, cellular component: DNA replication factor C complex; nucleus. Gene Ontology annotation, biological process: DNA repair; DNA-templated DNA replication. Gene Ontology annotation, molecular function: DNA clamp loader activity; ATP hydrolysis activity; DNA binding. The record is from RefSeq and is a predicted model, not a curated record. The coding region runs from base 1 to 990 and encodes 329 amino acids.